UACUUUUUACUUCAAUAAAUUAUGUUUAAAUAAAAAAUAUGCGAUUUAAAUAAAAAAACGCGCAAAGUUGAUACGUGUUUACAUUUGCUCGUAUCCGCUUUCAAUCCGUGUAAAUAUAUACAAAGGCAUAAAUUUUCGUAUUUGGUUACGCACUUUAGAUUUCAGCGUCGAGGUAUCGUAAUACUUCCGGUAAAUAUUUCAAUGUCCACUUUUUGUUCGGAUCACGCGGAGUCGGGAUAAAACUCUGACAAAGGUCAGUGGACAUUCGAGGCCGCAAUAUUUUAGUUAUCUCUUCCUUAAUCUGAAAUUACAUCAUCUAACGGCCGUAGGAACAUUUGCGACGCAGUACUCCCCGAACAAUCUCUAUAACAAUAACGUGCCAUAAAAUUUAUUACGUCACAAUGCGCGAUUGCGCCUGUUGCAAUCCGGCAAAAUUGGUGAAAGUGCGCCACACAGAGACGUUCAGAGCUGUGAAAAAAAGAACGCGAACCUAAGAAAUGUAUCGUGCAACAUUUGUAAGUGCACGCUAAAAACAAUGCCUGCUGCUCUUUCUUUCUUUUUCUUUUUACAAAAAGUAUUCGUACACGUGUGCUCGCUCUAAAAAUGUUUCGUGGAAAGGUCUCUUCUUCUUUAAAUAUCUUUCUCCUUUGAUCACAUUUUGCGGCACUUUUUAAGAUGCAGUGUCACCCGUAGAGCAGUUAGGUACUAACGAAACAUGUACUUACGUGUACGUAGAGAAAGAACAACUGGAAGCGACGUGUAAACUGACGCGGGAAUCGAUCGGCCCCCAUCAUCGGGCUGUAAUACCGGUUACAUCAUUGACGCGUGUCUCCGGAAAGGGGAGGAAAGAUGUCCGAGUACUGCGAAUAUAUGUGGUGCGAUCCCGCUCGUGGUCGCAGCAGUUUGGCGUUUAGCAUUUACGAAGAGGGCGGCAGAUUCGAUAAACGUGAUAAGAAGCUGGCUAUUAAGACUGUCAGGUCUAUACUUCGACAAAUGCCGGAUGUAGACCUGGAGCAUUGCACGGACGAGUAUAUCACGCGCUUCCUGCUAGCCCGGAAGUACCGCACUGAGCAGGCGGCGGCCCUGAUAGCCGCUUAUCAGGCGCAAAUAACGCAUCGCCAGGAUAUCUUCGGCAAUCUCACCGCCCGGGACCCGGCGUUGCAGCGCGCGCUCCGCGCAGGCAUACCGGGUGUCCUGCCCGCGCGUGACAGGAAAGGGAGAUGCGUGCUGGUUAUUUUGGCGUCGCAAUGGGACCCCGUGGCCGUGCCAGCGUUGUCCGUGCAACGAGCGAUCUUCUUAGUUCUGGAGAUACUUAUUCAAGAUCCUCGAAAUCAGCAAUCCGGUUUCGUCGCCGUGAUAGACUGGAGCGGAUUCUCGUUACGGCAGGGCGGCGCGCUGGGGGCAGCGGCUCUGCGAAACCUAAUAGCUGCUCUACGUGGGCGAUUCCCCGCCCGAUUCAAGGCGAUACACUUCCUCUCGGCGCCGCUCUACGUCCAAGCGACUCUCGCCCUGGUGAAGCCGUUUUUGGACGAGAAGACGCGGAAUAAGAUUUAUCUGCACGGCAACAAUCUCAGUACGCUUCACGAACACCUGCCGACGGACAUCCUGCCGGCGGAGCUCGGCGGAACGGGGCCAGCCUUCAACCCGGGACUGUGGGCCGAGCCGGUCAUCCACUCGGCGAUGAAAGAGGCUGAGCUCGCCGCUGCCGCCGCCGCUAAAAAGGGAAAAGAGCGUCACAUCGACGUGCAAGAACCGCCCAGCCUUCGAGACGGAUCGGAAACCGCAAACGGAGACCCUCAGACGAGCGAUAGCCCGAACGUCUCGACGAACGCGGAUAAAACAUCUCUGAACAACUCCGACGAUCACGUGAAGCGCUCCACCGGGAGGGCGACGCGGUUGGACGUGGAGCUAAAUGUGAUAAAUAAGCGAUCAAACGGGCAGAAAGAGACGACGGGACUUGCGACAAGAAACGGCGAGGACGGCGUCAAAGAACAAUUACACGAACGAAUCACUAACGGAAAUCUAGACGAGACGCAUCAUCGCGACGACGGAACGGAUCGGCCCAGGGAUACGAAUGACUUGGAGUUCCUCGACGCGGACAUCAACUUGAACGAGUUCGAGAUGAUCCACAGCAGGACGUGCAGCGAGAGCAGCAAGGACAACUCGCUAGACAAUAGAUUGGAAGGGAAAGCUCUCAUCGCCACCGGCAACAGCGAAACGCCGUCGGAAAAAACGAAUCUCAUAACGUAACGGCGAUCUCCGUAGAUCUAAGUACUUGUAAUGCCUGCUGAUAGAAAUCUCUUCCCGCUGACAAUGAGUUCUUCUUACAAGCGACGCGAUUCUGCGAAUAAACUCCAAUAUUCUCGGGACAUUGUAAUUUCUUUUUAUUAUCGACAAUAGCAGCGCAUUUCCUUCUGGACUAUCUUCCUAAGUGUAAUUUGGUUUGGUGCUUCUCUGGUUGCGGAUUUCCGGAAGCUCUCCUAGAAUGUAUAAAAUCAGAAGGUGAAAUUUUUAUAUCGAUCCUAAAAUACCGUUAGAAGUGAGAAUUCAAAGCGCACUGAAAAGCCCUCGGACGUUUUUACCCUUAAACUGUACUUACGUGAAACGUGCAAAAAUAUUAAAUUUGAACUGAAGCUUAUAAAAAAAAGCACGAUAUAUUCUGUUUUUUUACAGUAUUAUACGAUUAUGACAAUUGUUAAAACUGUGGUACCUGUUUUACAAAUUAUAUAUAGGCAGCUCUUCCUAAAAGAUGUAAUUAGUAUCACAGGGCUGUAAUAGAAAGAUAAGGGCCGUUCAUGGUAUUUCAUGAUCAUUCUUUACACAUUUUAACACGGGAAUCGGGUGUGUUAUGGUCAAAUGCCUCUUUAAUUGCUGUUAUGAGAGUUGAAGAACGAGUGAAUAUGAGACUUCGUGGAAGUUCAUACUCAUGUCACAUAAUGUCAUACACAUUUACAAAUAAUGCAGUUUUAUCUAGAACUGGUGAUUUCCUUCGAAGGCUUCGACAUUCGAACUUUCCAAGCUUCGAAUCACUUCGAAGCUUCGAAAAAUUUAUUCGUGUGAGUGGCGAAUUUAUUCAAAGAACAUAAAAAAUA
Messenger RNA from Vollenhovia emeryi, 3092 nucleotides. Its product is annotated as clavesin-2-like. The coding region runs from base 850 to 2250 and encodes 466 amino acids. The transcript has 6 exons. Gene Ontology annotation, cellular component: membrane. Gene Ontology annotation, molecular function: phosphatidylinositol bisphosphate binding. The record is from RefSeq and is a predicted model, not a curated record. Lineage: Eukaryota; Metazoa; Arthropoda; Insecta; Hymenoptera; Formicidae.